UUGGCUAAUCAAAUCACGUGGCAUCCUUGGGUCUAAAAGAAAAACUCCUUCCAUUGCUCUGCCUUUUCUCCUAAAAUUUCGUCUGACGAACGGUCGAACAAGUAAAGGUUGGAAUUUCGACGGGAUUUCUCUUGUUGACUCGUUUAAACAAUUUUUCGUGUCGUCAACUAAGGAUGCACAGAACACGAAGUCUUGUUGCUGGCUUGCUGCCUCUCAUACCUGGGGCAGCACCUGAACGAUUAGCUGUUUGGCUUGUCAAAGGUUAUGUUCAGAACUCAUCAGCAAGAGCACCGCUGGCUGCCUUGAACAUUAGGCAAUACUCCGCAGCACCACCUCCACCUACACAGGCUGCUGCUGAACCUUUCCUCAAUGGAUCUUCAUCAGUCUAUGUUGAGGAAAUGUACAACUCUUGGUUGCAAGAUCCCAAAAGUGUUCAUGCAUCAUGGGACUCUUUCUUUCGAAAUGCCAGCGCGGGUGCUGCUCCCGGCCAGGCCUAUCAGGCACCACCAUCCUUGGCUGUGCCAGGCAGACACGAAAUUCCAAUCACAGCUUUAGUGCCGCAAAUGUCGAUGUCAGGUGUUUCCACCGGUCUCCCAAUCGAUGAAAAAAUCAUUGACGAUCAUCUAGCUGUUCAAGCUAUCAUCCGUUCCUAUCAGACCAGAGGACACCAUAUAGCCGACCUAGAUCCACUGGGCAUCAAUUUGGCCGAUUUGGACGCGACCAUUGCUCCUGAAUUACAGCUGGCCACCUACCGUUUUGAUAAUUUACCGCUAGGCAUGGAUCAUGAUAGUGAUAGUCAGCUAUCUGAGAAGCAAACACACUACGAAGUGGCCCCUCCUCCCGCCCGCUCCCUCCAAUGGCAGGAAAAGGAUAUGGACCGCAUUUUCAAACUGCCAGCCACCACCUACAUCGGGAAGCCGGACGAGCGAGCACUGCCACUCAGAGAGAUCCUCAGCCGACUGGAGGCGGCCUAUUGCCGUCACAUUGGUGUCGAGUUUAUGUUCAUCAACUCUUUGGAGCAAUGCAACUGGAUUCGGAAGCGUUUCGAGACGCCCGGCGCCAUGAGUCUGGACGCCGAAGGCAAAAGACUCCUCCUGGCCCGUGUCACACGUGCGGCCGGAUUUGAGGCUUUCUUGGCACGAAAAUGGACGUCCGAGAAGCGCUUCGGCCUAGAGGGUUGCGAAAUGCUUAUUCCGGCCAUGAAGACCAUUAUCGACAAAUCCAGCGAGUUGGGAGUCGAGUCGAUCAUCAUGGGAAUGCCCCAUCGAGGACGCUUGAACGUCUUGGCCAACGUCUGUCGCAAGCCCCUCGAACAAAUCUUUGCUCAGUUCGCCGGAUUGGAAGCCGCCGAUGAUGGAUCUGGAGACGUCAAAUAUCACUUGGGCACGUACAUUGAGCGAUUGAAUCGCGUGACGAAUAAGAACAUCCGUUUAGCCGUUGUGGCUAAUCCGUCGCAUUUGGAGGCCGUCGACACGAUCGUGCAGGGAAAGACGCGCGCCGAGCAGUUCUACAAGGGCGACAGCGAAGGCAAAAAGACAAUGUCGAUUCUUCUGCACGGCGACGCCGCUUUCUCUGGCCAGGGCAUCGUGUACGAGACGUUCACUUUGUCUGAUUUGCCCGACUACACGACCCGCGGCACGAUUCACAUCGUGGCCAACAACCAGAUUGGUUUCACCACUGAUCCCCGCCAUUCGCGUUCGUCGCCCUAUUGCACGGACGUGGCCCGCGUCGUCAAUGCCCCCAUUUUCCACGUCAACGCCGACGAUCCCGAAGCCGUCAUGCACGUUUGCAAAGUGGCCGCAGAGUGGCGCGCUACUUUCCACAAGGAUGUCGUGGUCGAUUUGGUGUCGUACCGUCGCGGUGGACACAACGAGAUCGACGAGCCAAUGUUUACGCAACCGCUGAUGUACAGCAAGAUCCGCAAAAUGAAGAGCGUCAUGGAAAAGUACAGCGCCAAGCUGAUCGAGGAGGGAACCGUCACCAAGGAAGAGGUCGACGAUGUCCGUAAUAAAUACGAGAAAAUCUGCGAAGAGGCCUACGUCAAAGCCCAGAAGGAAACUCAAAUCCGCUACAAGGAUUGGCUGGAUUCACCCUGGUCCGGUUUCUUCGAAGGCAAGAACCCGCUGAAAAUGGGCAAUACUGGCGUCAUUGAAGAGACUUUGAAGCACAUUGGCAAGCGCUUUUCCAGCACGCCACCCAACGCUGCCGAAUUUGUCGUCCACAAGGGUAUCGAGCGCAUCCUGCGCGCCCGUAUGGAGAUGGUCGAGACCCGCACGGUCGACUGGGCCCUCGGCGAGGCCAUGGCUUUCGGUUCUUUGCUCAAGGAAGGCAUUCACGUCCGCCUGUCUGGCCAGGAUGUGGAGCGCGGCACGUUCAGUCACCGCCAUCACGUCCUGCACCACCAAACGUCCGACAAGUCGACCUACAAGCCGCUGUGCAACCUGUACCCCGACCAGGCCCCUUACACCGUCUGCAACAGCUCGCUGUCGGAAUUCGGCGUCCUCGGCUUCGAACUGGGUUACUCGAUGACCAAUCCCAACGCCCUCGUCUGCUGGGAAGCUCAAUUUGGCGAUUUCUUCAACACGGCCCAGUGCAUCAUUGACCAGUUUAUCGCCUCGGGACAGUCCAAGUGGGUCCGACAGUCUGGCAUCGUCCUCCUUCUGCCGCACGGAAUGGAAGGUAUGGGUCCGGAACACUCGUCGGCUCGUCCGGAGCGUUUCCUGCACGCCUGCUCUGAAGACCCGGAGACUUUCCCGGCCGAAACGGAAGAGUUCGCCAUCCGUCAGCUGCACGACACGAACAUGAUUGUGGCCAACUGCUCGACUCCGGCCAAUUAUUUCCACAUCCUCCGCCGCCAGAUUGCCAUGCCUUUCCGCAAGCCGCUCAUCAUCUUCACCCCGAAGAGCUUGCUCCGUCACCCGGAAGCCAAAUCCUCGUUUGACGACAUGGUCGAGACGACCGGGUUCAAGCGAGUCAUCCCGGAGGCCGGUCUCGCCGCCAGCCAGCCGGAAGCCGUCCGCAAGGUCAUUUUCUGCUCCGGCAAGAUCUACUACGAGCUGAAGAAGGCCCGCGAGGAUCGCGGACUGGACAGCGCCGUGGCCAUCACCCGCAUCGAGCAGAUCUGCCCGUUCCCGUUCGACCUGAUCCGCGACGAGAUCAACAAGUACCCCAACGCCGAGUUGAAGUGGGCCCAGGAAGAGCACAAGAACAUGGGCGUCUGGUCUUUUGUCCAGCCCCGUUUCCACACGGCCAUGCAGGGCUCUAGCGAGCGACGCCUUAGCACUCCACCACAGCCUUCACCUCCCGACGCCUCGUGGUGGCGACGACAGUGGGCUCGACUAGCGGGCAGGCCAAGCUCGGCGGAUGUCAUUGCGAGCCAUCCAUCAGCGUCUGUUUCCGAAUCCGGCAGGGGGCCUGUUAGUUACGUCGGUCGCGGAGUUUCUGCUUCACCGGCUACCGGAAGCAAAAGGCAACAUUUGAAGGAAGCCGCCCAGCUGCUGGAGGACGCUUUCGCCGGAUUGUAGAAAAAAGCAGAAAAUAGGGUUCACGCAAAAAACAUUUUUUUGAAUUAUUCACGCAGCCCAAAAGAAUUUAGUGAAAAGAAGCAAUACGAAGAAGAAGAAGAAGAGGAAUAGUGAUUUCCACACUCUUUAAUAUCUCCCAUCCGUCACCCACCACCACUAUUGGAUGGUAGAAUUGUGCGCUUUGAGCCGCAAAAAUUGCAACGAUUUAGUAGAGAAGAACUUUUCUUGAUAAUCAAAGAAGAAAUACGGAGCCGUUAGUGUUGAUUUUUAUUAGCCUCAAUUCACGAAUAUUAUCCUGUCUUCUUUUUGUUUGAUUUUCCACACUCGUCUUUCUUUUUCUUAGUUCCUCCCUACCAGCCGUCCCGUCGCUCCCAGUUGAAAACAAAAUGUGCCCGCGUUUAAAUUAGAUAAGACGGCGAAAAGUGAUCAAGUCUUUAAAAAUAAUUUUUUUUUCUUCACUAUUUUAUUUUUAUUUUUCUGGGGAGAACGGGAAAGAAUUCAACAGAUGAAGAAAAAAUCCGCGGGCUUCUUCCUUUAAGAGAAGAAAAAAACAACGUUGAUUUGUUUUUUUCAAACACACACUAUACACAUUUAUUACUAACACACAUUACAUUCUAAUUGAGGUUGUGUUUGUCGUCUGCACCGGUCCUGUAGGUAUUUCGGGGAAAUGUUGUAUUUCUUAUUUUUUUUCUCUCUCUUUUUUAAUUAUUCUCAAUUGUUUCCUCCACAAAGAAAAAAAAAUGUUUCUCCUUCUUCUUCUUAAAUAUCGUCUUUAACUAAAAAAGAAUAAUAUAUACCAUUAAGAAUAUAUUAUCAACUAAAAUUACCAGAGGUUACAGCACACACACACAUCUUCCUAGGCCUUGAUAAAUCUUCAUAAUAAUUUUUUAUUUGGGAGGGAAAGGGUAGGAAUUAAUUAUUUUUGUGCACGUGAUUUUCUCUGUGUGUGUGUGUGUGAUUGAAAAACACUAAACAUUUAGGUGAAAAAAGAAACAUAGAAACUAUUUUGGAGAGAGAGUAGAGAAUGAGGAAGAAAUUAAUUGAUUGCGUCGUCUGUCGGAGGGGUGGGUUAUCAUUUGUAUAACCGGAGGCGACGAAAGAUAACCUGGGCGCGCGCGCUCGUGUUGCGUAUAUAGCCGUUGAUGGAGACCGUCCGAACCGGCUGUUGAUUUGGUGUGUUGAUGUUCAUUUGCUGUUGUAUACAGCACACGAUAAUAUCCCCAUCCACUCCCCCGCCCUUGGCUUGGCUAUACAUCUUUAAUCUAUCUGUCCAAAAAAGAAAAAGCACUUCCUCCACAUCCCGAUUUGAACCCAAAAACAAAUAAACUAUAAUACACUUUUUUUCCAUAGGGUUUUGACCUCAUA
This is a messenger RNA of Daphnia pulex (common water flea), 4889 nucleotides long. It is a transcript of the gene Nc73EF, whose product is annotated as 2-oxoglutarate dehydrogenase, mitochondrial-like. Bases 174 to 3524 code for a protein of 1116 amino acids. Gene Ontology annotation, biological process: tricarboxylic acid cycle. Gene Ontology annotation, molecular function: thiamine pyrophosphate binding; oxoglutarate dehydrogenase (succinyl-transferring) activity. Gene Ontology annotation, cellular component: oxoglutarate dehydrogenase complex; mitochondrion. Lineage: Eukaryota; Metazoa; Arthropoda; Branchiopoda; Diplostraca; Daphniidae. The transcript has 14 exons. The record is from RefSeq and is a predicted model, not a curated record.